AAAUUGCCUAAUUAUUAAUAAAUAUAUCACAUAUUUCAAUGUGCAUUUAGCACUGUACUUGUUUCUUUUGUUUAUUUGUUUGUUUGUGUGUUUGUUUGUUUGAGACAGGGUCUCACUAUGCAGUUCAGGCUGGUCUUGAACUCACUUUGUAGCCCAGGCUGGCCUCUAAAACUCACAACAAUCCUCCUGCCUCCGCCUCCUGAUGCUGGGAUUACAGACAUAUGCUACACAUGCCCAGCACUUGUUUCUUUUAUGCAAAUGAUUGAAUUAAUUGUUUUAAAGUUAGAGAUACUACACAAAAAAAUCAAGCCUGAAGGUCGGAGAAAACGAUAUUGAGCAUAUUAUUUGGAAACAGGACCAAUAUUUUCUUUUAAAAUGUAUUUGCUCUGUUUCCCAACUUUUCUUCAGCUCAUAUUUAACACGUACAAGGCAAAGCAUGUAAACAUUUGUAUAAUAAUAUUCUACCUUGGGGAGUGGAGACCCAGCAAAAUUGUGUUUCCUAAAGAGAUUGUGUUCAUUACAAAUUAAAACAAGGUGGCUGUGCAGUCAGUCUCUGUGCACUUCAACAUACUGAGCAUGCUCCAUGUAAGUAAGCUUUCCGUAACUCAUCUGGAAGGUAUUGGAAGGAUUAAAAAUAGAGUAAAUGUUCAGAAAUUCCAUCCUAGGAGUUUCCCUGCUUUUGCCUGCACCUCAGCUGUCAGGGCAGAGUCUGGCUCUUGCCCUCGGUGCUGUGCAAAGACAGUGGAAGCAUUUGGCACUCCACGUGUCCAGGCUGCCAGAUAGUGUGGGCACUGGCUUCUGCCUGCCCUGAGACAGCUCCUUUCCUGUUUUUCUCCAAGUAGAAACAGAAAGGACUAUGUGAAGACCACAAAGACAGAUAGGAAUUAGACCAUGUUCUCAGGUCUCUUUAGGGCAAGCCAGCACCCAUGGUCCCAUCAGUCACAUGGCUGGGUCACGUGGAGAAGCACUAUAGGGAAACCCCCAUCUUCUUCGAUUUUUAAGAGAUGGGAGGAAUCUGAUUGUCAUGGGUGUCUCUUGCAUGCUUUCUACUAUUUUAGUUACAGCAGUUCCUUAAGCAUGGCUCAGAGUAGGUAAAUUAGGUAGGUUUCUAGACACUGUGCUUUUAAUUCCUCUGAAUCUCUUAUAUUUACAUGGAAGAUUUCCUUCCCAUAAGCUCAGCCGGUCCCUUCUAAUGAAGACCCAGGCCACUGAUUCGCUCUCCUGCUCUUUAGGGUUUAGUGUGGGGCGGCACAGAGCAGAAAGGAAGAUAUGGUGUUUGCCUUUACGCAGUUUAUGGUCUACCAGGAAAGCAGUUUUUUUCUUAAGUACUGAAUCGCCAUAGCGACCACACUAAAAAAGUAAUAAAGGCUAUCAAGAAUGCUAGGAGAGUCAAGAAGCCUACCCAGAGUAGUUUUGAGAUGGCCAGGAUAAGGCAAACAGAGCUGCUAAAAGACGCUAAGAGCAGAGCUUUAGGGCAGAAACUAAAGAUAACUAUCUCCUGUUGUCCAGUCUCAGCUUUCCACACCUUUGAAAACUGAGGCCCUGGGAGGCUAGGGACUUGUCUUCGGCACUGAAGUUCUAUUUCCUGUUAGCCACAGGGAUAGAGAGGCAAGCUCUUCCUGGGCUUCUUAGGUGGGGAGCAAUCAAAAUACAGGCAGGGACAAGGAGGGACUAAGAGCAAUGGGAAGCCAGUUCGGUUUUAAUACAGUGCCUGGUCUCUGUCAGAGCUACAGUACUCCCCAGGUGGGGAAGGAGCUUCAAGAUGACUCAGACCUGCCCUCACCCAGAGGAGCUCAGUAUGCUGUAGCAUAGUUUUUGUUUAGGUUGGGGGAGGAGCUCCUGAACAUGUAUUCACACCGAACAGUGUCAAGUUCAGAACUGGGAAGCUGGUCCCUGUCCUGCAGCUGUCUAGCUGUGUGAUUGGGGAGAUAGUGUACUAUGUAACAUGAGUUGCUACUCACAGUUUAUACUUGGACACAUUUGUUUUGAGUCUUUUCCAUGUGAGAAACUAGCUACAGAUCAGUUGUGCCCUGUAUUUCACCUUAAUUUAAAAAUGAAGUCAAUCGUUUGGAUAAAGUCUUAAGCCCCCUUUUAAAGAGCAGUUUGCCAUCCUGUGCUUGCCUGAACAUCCAGAGAAUAACUAGCAAGUAAGCCAAGAUAAGAUCCAGGAUCUGUAAGAAUCGUUAGCAACUGAGCAUAUUUCCAUAAACCAAUAAAGGUUUUUCUGUUUUGUUCAUCUGUUACCCUUAUGCUGUUGCCACUUUCACAUGCAGCGUCUGUAGGCGGGGAGUGUGAGAUAACACCAUUGCACAAAUGUAAGUGAUGGAAAAGGGCCGCUUCCCCUUUAAGACGGCUUCGGGCCCCAGCUCCCUCCCCUUUCCUGAUUGACAAACCUACCCGAAGUCACAUGAUCCGCCUCUAUUUGAAGGUCACAAAAAGCUGCUUCCUUUAGAGACAGAGGGGGAGAGAGAGAGAGCAAGAGGGAGAGUGAGUGAGAGAGAGUUAGUUCAAGCCAAAAUGGCCGACAGAGUCUCUGCUGGUUUCUGAAUAUUUAAAAUACAAAAAAACAGACAGACAAAAAGAAUUCAUUUUUUGGACCUUUUUUCAUUUCCAUUUCUACCUUGUAUGCCUCAAUUUGCUGGAUUUAAGCACUGCUGCACUUUAUGAGAGAGAAGGAGCAAGAAAGGGAAGAACAGUUAAUGGAAGACAAGAAAAGGAAGAAAGAGGAUAAAAAGAAAAAAGAAGCCACUCAGAAGGUCACAGAACAAAAAACCAAAGUGCCCGAAGUGACGAAACCAAGUUUAAGCCAACCAACGGCCGCCAGCCCAAUUGGCAGCUCUCCAUCGCCACCAGUCAAUGGUGGCAACAAUGCCAAAAGGGUGGCAGUGCCGAACGGACAACCGCCAAGCGCCGCCCGCUACAUGCCUCGGGAGGUGCCACCGCGAUUCCGUUGCCAGCAGGACCACAAAGUGUUACUAAAACGUGGACAGCCCCCUCCACCGUCCUGCAUGCUCCUCGGGGGCGGGGCGGGGCCUCCUCCCUGCACAGCACCUGGAGCAAACCCAAACAACGCACAAGUGUCAGGAACGCUGCUGCAGAGCGAGAGUGGGACUGCACCAGAGUCAACCCUUGGAGGUGCUGCUGCUUCAAAUUAUGCAAAUUCCACUUGGGGCCCGGGAGCCUCCUCCAACAACGGCACCUCCCCCAACCCAAUUCACAUCUGGGACAAGGUGAUUGUAGACGGGUCUGACAUGGAAGAGUGGCCUUGUAUUGCCAGCAAAGACACUGAAUCUUCUUCCGAAAACACCACCGAUAACAACAGUGCCUCGAACCCUGGCUCUGAGAAGAGCACUGUGCCAGGAAGCACCACUAGUAACAAAGGCAAAGGGAGCCAGUGCCAGUCUGCAAGUUCUGGGAACGAAUGUAAUCUUGGGGUCUGGAAAUCUGACCCUAAGGCUAAAUCUGUUCAAUCUUCCAACUCUACUGCAGAGAGCAACAAUGGACUAAAUUGGAGGAAUGUGAGUAGUCAGGAUAGAAUUGGACCUGGCUCUGGCUUCAGCAACUUUAACCCAAAUAGCAACCCAUCUGCCUGGCCAGCGCUGGUCCAAGAAGGAACUUCUAGGAAAGGGGCAUUGGAAGCAGAUAAUAGUAAUUCCAGUGCACAGGUUAGCACAGUAGGUCAGGCAUCCAGGGAACAGCAGUCAAAGAUGGAAAAUGCGGGUGUUAAUUUUGUUGUCUCUGGCAGAGAACAGGCUCAAAUUCAUAACACUGAUGGACCAAAAAAUGGAAACACUAACUCCUUGAACUUAAGUUCACCAAACCCCAUGGAGAAUAAGGGAAUGCCCUUUGGAAUGGGCUUGGGGAACACCUCCAGGAGCACUGAUGCCCCUUCACAAAGCACUGGAGAUCGAAAGACUGGGAGUGUUGGAUCUUGGGGUGCAGCUAGGGGGCCUUCUGGAACUGACACAGUCUCUGGACAAAGCAAUUCUGGAAAUAAUGGGAACAAUGGAAAAGAUAGAGAGGACUCCUGGAAAGGAGCUUCUGUUCAGAAAUCAACUGGGUCGAAAAAUGACUCUUGGGACAAUAACAGGUCUACGGGUGGGUCCUGGAACUUUAGCCCUCAGGACUCUAAUGACAACAAAUGGGGUGAAGGGAACAAAAUGACAUCUGGGGUCUCUCAGGGAGAAUGGAAACAGCCCACUGGGUCUGAUGAGUUGAAAAUUGGAGAAUGGAGUGGUCCAAACCAACCAAAUUCUAGCACUGGAGCAUGGGACAAUCAAAAGGGCCACCCCCUCCCUGAAAACCAAGGCAAUGCCCAGGCUCCCUGUUGGGGAAGAUCUUCCAGCUCCACAGGAAGUGAAGUUGGGGGUCAGAGCACUGGAAGCAACCAUAAAGCAGGAAGUAGUGAUAGUCAUAAUUCCGGCCGUCGGUCAUACAGGCCCACACAUCCUGAUUGCCAGGCUGUCUUGCAGACUCUUUUGAGCCGAACUGAUUUGGACCCUAGGGUGCUCUCAAACACUGGCUGGGGCCAAACUCAAAUUAAGCAGGACACAGUGUGGGAUAUCGAAGAGGUGCCAAGGCCUGAGGGGAAAUCUGACAAAGGAACUGAGGGGUGGGAGAGCGCUGCCACACAGACCAAGAACUCAGGGGGCUGGGGAGAUGCACCCAGCCAAAGCAAUCAAAUGAAGUCUGGAUGGGGGGAGCUCUCAGCCUCGACAGAGUGGAAAGACCCCAAGAACACAGGAGGCUGGAAUGACUAUAAGAACAACAAUUCUUCCAACUGGGGAGGAGGACGACCAGAUGAAAAGACACCUUCCUCUUGGAAUGAGAAUCCCAGCAAGGAUCAGGGGUGGGGAGGUGGACGCCCACCCAAUCAAGGAUGGGCUUCUGGGAAGAAUGGUUGGGGAGAGGAAGUUGAUCAAGCAAAAAACAGCAGUUGGGAAAGUUCUGCAAGUAAGCCUGUAGCCGGGUGGGGUGAAGGAGGGCAGAAUGAAAUCGGAACUUGGGGUAAUGGUGGGAGUGCAAGCCUAGCUUCAAAAGGUGGGUGGGAAGAUUGCAAAAGAUCCCCUGCAUGGAAUGAGACAGGCAGGCAGCCCAAUUCCUGGAGUAAACAACACCAACAGCAGCAGCCACAGCAGCCACCGCCACCACAGCCAGAGGCUUCCAGUUCUUGGGGAGGCCCACCCCCACCCCCUCCAGGCAACGUUCGACCUUCCAAUUCCAACUGGAGCAGCGGGCCCCAGCCUGCAACCCCUAAGGAUGAGGAACCCAGCGGCUGGGAAGAGCCAUCCCCGCAGUCAAUUAGUCGGAAAAUGGACAUUGAUGAUGGCACUUCAGCAUGGGGAGACCCUAACAGUUACAACUACAAGAAUGUGAACUUGUGGGAUAAGAAUUCCCAAGGGGGCCCAGCACCUCGAGAACCAAACCUGCCCACCCCAAUGACUGGGAAAUCAGCAUCAGUCUGGAGCAAAAGCACACCACCUGCUCCAGAUAAUGGGACUUCAGCUUGGGGUGAACCGAAUGAAAGCAGUCCUGGGUGGGGCGAAAUGGAUGAUGCAGGAGCAUCGACCACGGGCUGGGGAAACACACCCGCCAACGCUCCCAAUGCCAUGAAACCCAAUUCCAAAUCUAUGCAAGAUGGCUGGGGGGAGAGUGACGGGCCGGUCACAGGAACUCGCCAUCCCAGCUGGGAAGAAGAGGAGGAUGGAGGAGUCUGGAACACUGCCAGCUCUCAGGGAAGUGCUUCCUCCCACAACUCAGCAAGCUGGGGACAAGGAGGAAAGAAACAAAUGAAGUGCUCACUAAAAGGAGGAAACAAUGAUUCAUGGAUGAAUCCUCUUGCCAAACAGUUUUCAAAUAUAGGAUUGCUGAGUCAAAGUGAAGAUAAUCCAAGCAGCAAAAUGGAUUUGUCUGUAGAUAAGAAGUUUGAUGUGGACAAGCGAGCAAUGAAUCUCGGGGAUUUUAAUGAUAUCAUGAGGAAGGAUCGAUCUGGGUUCCGUCCACCUAAUUCCAAAGACAUGGGAACCACAGAUAGUGGGCCUUAUUUUGAGAAGCUGACUUUGCCUUUCUCCAAUCAAGAUGGGUGCCUUGGGGAUGAGGCUCCCUGCUCUCCCUUCUCCCCUACUCCCAGCUACAAGCUGUCUCCCUCUGGUUCCACACUACCCAACGUCAGCCUUGGAGCAAUCGGCACAGGGCUCAACCCCCAAAACUUCGCUGCUAGACAAGGCAGCAAUCAUGGUUUGUUUGGAAACAGCACAGCACAAUCGAGAGGUCUGCACACUCCAGUGCAGCCGCUGAGUUCUUCUCCUAGUCUUCGGGCGCAAGUGCCUCCCCAGUUUAUCUCCCCCCAGGUUUCUGCCUCAAUGCUCAAGCAGUUUCCCAACAGUGGCCUGAAUCCAGGUCUUUUCAAUGUGGGGCCCCAGUUAUCGCCUCAACAAAUUGCCAUGCUGAGCCAGCUUCCGCAGAUUCCCCAGUUUCAGUUGGCAUGUCAGCUUCUCCUGCAGCAGCAGCAGCAGCAGCAGCAAUUGCUCCAGAACCAGAGAAAGAUUUCGCAAGCAGUGCGCCAGCAGCAAGAGCAGCAGUUGGCUCGAAUGGUGAGUGCUCUCCAGCAGCAGCAGCAGCAGCAACAACAGCAGCAGCAGCAGCAGCGACAGCCUAGCAUGAAGCAUUCACCGUCUCAUCCUGUUGGGCCCAAGCCACAUCUGGACAACAUGGUACCCAACGCGCUGAAUGUGGGGCUCCCAGACCUCCAGGCCAAAGGGCCAAUCCCUGGAUAUGGUUCUGGCUUCAGCUCUGGCAGCAUGGACUAUGGCAUGGUUGGUGGGAAGGAAGCAGGGACUGAGUCUCGCUUCAAGCAGUGGACCUCCAUGAUGGAAGGACUGCCCUCUGUGGCCACGCAGGACGCCAGCAUGCACAAAAAUGGCGCUAUAGUGGCCCCUGGUAAGACCCGAGGAGGGUCACCGUACAACCAGUUUGAUAUCAUCCCUGGUGACUCACUGGGCGGUCAUACGGGUCCUGCUGGUGAUAGCUGGUUACCUGCCAAAUCUCCACCAACAAAUAAAAUCGGAAGUAAAUCCAGCAAUGCCAGUUGGCCUCCAGAAUUCCAACCAGGAGUGCCAUGGAAAGGUAUCCAAAACAUUGACCCUGAGUCUGACCCCUAUGUGACCCCAGGAAGUGUGCUGGGGGGUACAGCCACAUCUCCCAUUGUAGAUACUGACCACCAACUGCUGCGGGAUAACACCACAGGGUCUAAUUCUUCCCUCAACACCUCGCUGCCUUCACCUGGUGCCUGGCCCUACAGUGCCUCUGAUAACUCCUUUACCAACGUUCAUAGCACUUCAGCAAAGUUCCCUGAUUACAAAUCCACGUGGUCCCCAGAUCCCAUAGGACACAAUCCCACUCAUCUCUCCAACAAGAUGUGGAAAAACCACAUUUCCUCCAGGAACACUACACCGCUGCCCCGCCCACCUCCCGGCCUGACUAACCCCAAACCGGCGUCUCCCUGGAGCAGCACAGCACCCCGAUCAGUCAGGGGGUGGGGGACACAGGACUCUCGGCUUGCCUCGGCCUCUACCUGGAGUGAUGGUGGCUCAGUUCGUCCUAGUUACUGGCUGGUUCUUCACAAUCUCACUCCACAGAUUGAUGGGUCAACCUUGAGAACGAUCUGCAUGCAGCAUGGUCCACUGCUGACAUUCCAUCUGAAUCUCACCCAGGGCACUGCCCUGAUCCGAUACAGCACCAAACAGGAGGCAGCCAAGGCCCAGACUGCACUGCACAUGUGUGUAUUGGGAAACACUACCAUCCUGGCUGAGUUUGCCACUGAUGAUGAAGUUAGCCGCUUUCUGGCACAAGCUCAGCCCCCUACACCUGCAGCGACCCCAAGUGCGCCGGCCGCAGGGUGGCAGUCAUUGGAAACUGGCCAGAAUCAGUCAGACCCCGUCGGACCUGCGCUGAACCUUUUCGGUGGGUCCACUGGGCUCGGGCAAUGGAGCAGCAGUGCUGGUGGCAGCAGCGGGGCUGAUCUUGCUGGCGCUUCGUUGUGGGGGCCCCCAAACUAUUCUUCUAGCUUGUGGGGAGUCCCGACUGUGGAAGAUCCCCAUAGGAUGGGUAGCCCUGCUCCUUUACUACCUGGUGACCUUCUGGGAGGAGGGUCGGAUUCAAUCUGAACUUAGAACUUUCAACUCUGACCUCGUGACCUUUUUUGGAACAGCAGCAGCACUAACUUGACCUUUUCGUUUUUUUUUUCAACUUGCAAUAAAUACAUUUUUAAAAGGAAAAAAGAAAACGGAGAGAGAAAAAAAGGUGGGUCAUUGCAGACUGUCUGAGCACAUAGUUGCCUCCCUUAUAACUUCAGUUUUUUCGUUUGGAAUAUGAAUCCAAAAAGAGAACAUAUCACUCUUGAAAUACUUGAAUCAUGAACGCCAACCUAGAAAGACAAUGUGAAGCAAGUACACAUACCAUUUAAAUUUAAACACAAAAAAAUUAAAAAAAUUAGUUUCUAGUUUUUCACUUUUUUCAUGUUAUAUGGAAGUUGUUGCUAAGAAACAUAUAUACUGAAAAAAAUAGCUUUUUAACUUUGUUUGCACUGGGUGUGUUUCCGUCCUUAGGUCUACCAUGUUUGGGAGGGAGGGAAAUUCAAAAGAAUUGUUGGGGGAGGGGGGAGGGAAGACUUGACGGAGCCUCACUUUAAAAACAAAAACACAAAAAACUUUUAAAAAAAAAAAAAGGAAAAAUUUGUGAUUGGCUGGUUGAUAAAUACCAGUGUGUUCUGGCACAUGUAACUGCCCAGGCAUGCUCGUUCUGGUAUGUGUGUGCACGUGUGUUCAUGCGCAUCCGCGUGCAUCCUCCUCUGUCUCUGUGUGUGUGCCUGCGUCCCACCCUUCUCCCACUCCACCCUGAUUCUCAGAAAGCUGCAUUGCUGACAGUCUACGGGCUGGCUGGCCGGCCAUCUGCUGCCUUUUUUGUUUUUUGUUUUGGUUUGGAUUUUUUUAACUAUAAGAACACACAAGCAUGGGGAGCCACUGCAACUCCACCCACUCCGUUGGACUGCACCGAAUCAGAGUGCUUUUUAACGAUUAGCACAGGGAGCUCCUUUCCACUUGCACAUCAGCCUGAGUGUGAGGUUCUCUAGCUUUUCUCCUGACCUAGCAGUAGAGCGGAGCACUGCCAACUCCAAGAUUCAGAGAGCAGGAGGUACCUCUCAAGCAACCGUGUGUUCAUUUUCUGUUUUUCAAAAUGAAUGGCCGAUAGGCACAUCUGAGUACUUGUUAAGUUUCACGCAGGCUUUUUCAUUAGUUUGAAUGGGAACAGGAGAUGAGAUAGUUUUUAAAUCAUGUGAUGUCUCAGAAGCAGAAAAGAAAGAUACACGUUCCCUUUUUCCUGUGUGAUCAGGUGUGAGAAAGUUGUCCCCCCCCAAAAAAAAAAAAAUCAGGUAAUGCCAAGUUAAAUUUCCAUUGAUCCUCAUUUUCAUUUGAUGGAAACAAAGUUGUGACCAGCCUCCUGGAAGCAUCGCAGCUCCUCCCUCUCUGCUCCUCUCUCUCCGAGCGUUACCUGUGCCAGGCCUUGGCGUGUUACAACACCAGGCCAUCACUGACAGAGACGUUUACUUAACGAAUGUUCUUAAACCAGUGUGUACUUCAAGCGUUUCCCUUUGUUUCUCUGUGUUGUGUAUUUCCUGUGUAUGUGGUUUUGCUUAGGCAGGAUAACUUAGCGAAGACUUUUUAAGUAUUGCACCUUUUUUGGUUUUGACCUCUUUUUUUUUUUCCUUGUAAUGUUGCUUUUUUAUUUCGGUAUUUAAAGACUUAAUUUUUAAAGCAUUGAUGUAAUAGUACUCUGGGCCGAACAGGAGGCAACGUUUAAUCCACAGUUAUCACCAACAUGUAUGUAUUACGUUGGAUUCAAAAUGUAUAAAACUGCUUAUUGUGAAGAGAGUGACAGAAGACCUAAAGGGGUUUCCCUUCAUACAAAGCAGAUGGUGGGGCGGGCGGGUGGGGGAGGGGGAUAGUGCCGGUGACGUGCUAGCACUUGUGUGGACGUCCCAGUCUGCAUCAUACUGUUCAACAUAAAGUGCCGACAUUCUGUACCAGCAAAUACCUGCCCAUUCCAGCGCUUGGUGGGAGCAGACCUCUACUGUCCUCCGUAACUUGCUGCUAUUGAGGACAGGGGAGUUUUUCUUUCUUUAGCAUCUUCAGUGAAGGAUACAACAAUGCCUAAUUGUAUUUUUUCAGCUUGUCUAUGUGUAGGUGGGUGGAUGGGUGUGUAUAGGAAAAAGGCAAAAAAAAAUUUUUUUAUUUGCAUGUAAGUGGCUUGUGAGAUAAAGAAUGGGAAAUUCUAUAGUCUUCUUGGCUUACCCUGUUGAUGACAAACAUAGCCUCAAAAGAGAUUGAUAAGUAUAAUCCAAGUGAGUGCUUGCACAUACCAGGCUUUAGGAGCCCAUUGUGGGUGGGUAAUCAAAUUGGAGUUUGCAGUGCUGGUCUGGUCCCACAGAUGCCUUGUCCAAACUGACUGUGCCCUCCUCCACCUCCUCUGGUUUUCAUCACCACCAUGCCCCUCCCACCUGUACCCUCUAGGUGAUAUCUUCUUCCAGCCCCACUGACUGCUCUCUGCCUCAUAGCAGAGCCCCGUUGUGUGUGGUGACCUCUAUGGGAAGCGCAGCUUGUGUUCAGACAUCCAUAGACAAAAGGCUUCAAUCUUAGUGUCCCUGGGCCCAGAGCCCCAUCCCAAGGCUCCUGCGAGCCAGUGGGGACUGUCCACUGCCGCUCUUGGUUCACGGCUGUGUCCUGCCCUGCCCUCUCCUCCUGCCUGUUGGGUCCUUGACCUGCACUAUGGCUUAGUUGAGUUCCUUAUGAUACUACGGUGAAAGCCGGGUGCUAGAGCCCCUCUUGUUUACAAGACACAAAUGAGGGAUUUGAAAUAUGUAAAAAUAAACAUGAGAAGCUAAAAUGUUCUUCCAUCAUAAGCUUAAAGGGAAAAAAACUGAAAACUUAAAAAAAAAGACCAAAAAGUACAUAUAUAUACAUAUAUAUAUAUAUACACACACACACAUACAUACAUAUAAAUAUAUAUUUUAGAAUGAAGACUAACUCUGGGAGCAUUUAACAGUGUUUUUUGUUUUUAACAUUUUCCUGCUUUAAAAUUUGCAAGCAUUCUCAGGAAUUCUAGGGUAGGAAGCCAGUUUUUUUGAAGAUGGUUUAUUUAACCGUAUCUUAUCCUAGAUAGACGGCUGUUUCUUUCCUGUUAAUAAACUUUUACAAGUUCCUUAAACUUCAAAAAGUUUAGGCAGUUUUUACUUAAAAAAACAUGUAAAAAGAAAUGUCUCCAAAUGUUGUCAUACUGGGGAUCACACAUUUUAAAACACAUAGAAAUAUUUUUUAAAAAUUAUCAAUUUAGCAGCAACAGGUAAAUUCAUUAGCUUACAAAAAAAUAUGGAAGAAGGAUUAAGCUUUCAGAGAGCUCUAUCAUGGACUCAUUGGAAAUCGUGUAAUUGAACGAGGAACAUUUGGUGUACAUGCAUGGGAAUGUUCCCAUGUUGUUCCUUGCCAUGUAAGACUAAACUGAAAUCUCCCCUCGCCACUUUUAUUUUUUUUAAUGGAACCCUUCUUCCUGUUCCCCAGCCCCAGUGACGAAAGGAAUAAAGAAAGAAACAACAGUAACUCGAAUCUGUAAGAUAGUAUGGUUGGAUUGCUGAGAAUCUAUGUAAAGAGUUAGGAAAUAUAGGUUAAUAAUUUUUGGAACAAAUUUUAAAUAGUCAUUACUAGAAAAAAAAAGUAUCUAUGGACUGUCCUAUUAAUGAAGAAUGUCUGUCUUACCUCCAUGUGUUAUGGAAGGAAGAGAAAAUAUAGAAGAAUCUAAUGAGGAACAAGUGAUUUUACUUUUUUAGCUCCCAGCUACUAUUGUGCUUGUUUUAAUUGCUGUUUUGAAGAUCUGCUGCUUAAUAUCCCCAUCCCUCUGGGGGAGAUAUGGAGUGUUUCCUUUCAGUUUGGUGAUGUUGAAUUCUCCUUUUGUAUUCCCUCUUGGGGCCAGGGGUCAGAAUUCCUAAGCAUGACCACAGCUUCUUUCAAACAUUAAGCUUCCCAGUGGGAAAGAAACUCCAGCUCCACAGGUAAAGGGAAUCAGUGGGGUUGCUGCCUGCAAUUUCUCUAAAACCGCUUUAGUGCCUUCACACAUACACCCAGACAUCCUAAGCAAGGGGACACGUGUGUAUGUGCAUGACGUCCGGUCACUCCGCAGCUGGUAAGACACUGGCUCAUAAAGGAAAUAGGAGUGAGCUGGGACAGGUCCCAAAGGCAGUGGGCUAACGUAAAACAAAUAAAAAUCAAGGAAAAUAUGCUUUUAAGUCUUGAUAAUGUGGAAUGCCAAGUUCCUUCCUUGCAUUGUGUGCCCUCAGUUACUGUGCUUUGAAUUCUCCAGGUGUGUGAUGGUGACAGCUGCAGGGACUCAAAGUCUCUUGGGGUUGGGCCAGUGGAAGGAGGUCCCUGUUUCUCUGCCCCUGUCCUCCUUUGUCUUCUCCCUCCCUUUCCACCUUGUGUCAGCUUGCUGGAAGGUUUGCUUACUGGUUGGCAGUGACCUAAGAACAGGUGAGGGUAUCUUGGAAGAGGAAAGCUCUUUUCUUUCCACGGUAUUCUUUGGCACGAGCCAUGUUUACCCUGAAGUUAGGUAACUUCAGAACACUUAGAUAAUUCAGUGAGAGCAUCCUCUUAUCCACCAUGUAUAUGGAGGCUUGCUGGUCACCCUCAUUACAUAGAUUUAUUUUGUACACAUUUGAAACAUGUACAUGUGAGCUUUCCAUUUUUGUACCAGUUCUUGUAUUUUUAAACACUUGAUUAUUAGUGGCUAGACGUGUGCAUGUCUAUUAAACAUGUCAAACUUAGUGUCUACCACAUGAGUAGCCAAAAGAAGAUGCAAGAGUAGGGAAAGGGGUGUCUUCCAUCAGACGGGACACAGUACUGCCCAGUGAGACCCAGCACCACCACCUUACUUUUUAAGUAUUGAAGAAAGCUCUGGUCUUUCAGACACUGUGAAGAAAUAGAUGGUCUGUGUAGCGUCUCUAAUCCCUCAUCCCUAACCCUUGAAAUUUUCCAUGUACAACAUUCACAAGAGUGAACUUAGCAGUACUAAAGUUAAGAUUCCACAUCAUGCAUUCAAUCCCCACCACCACCCAUCAGUCAGUCAGUUCUCUAAACCAAAUUCUUUCAUCAGUGUCCCCCCCCCCAAGAAAGCAACCUCCAUUUCUUGCCAUUUAGUUAGUUUUGCUCAAAACAGCUUGCUGUUCAAAUGUUAUUAUGGCUUCGGUUCUAAGAAUUUUCCCACCUCUUCUGACAUGAAUGUAACAUAAGUUAGCAAUUCAUUCUUCUAAGCUCCUGUGUGUUGAAUGUUGUAUAUAAGAUAUGCAAAGGGGAAAAAGAAAGAGGAAUUCCUGCAUAUGGAUUUGGAAGCGCCUUUAUUAAUGUAUCAGAAACUAAGAGCUCAUGGGCUAUUAACUCCCUACAAAUACUCACUCAUCCUUUUAUCGUUUUUCUUGGAGAGGGUACAGUUUUUGUAGAGUUAACACCCAGAUUCCAUUUUGAUCUCAGAUGCUGUGUUCUUUUAAUUUUAUUUUUUGUAUUCUGGUGUCUUGACUCUUCUUUUAGCAUUUGUGUACUGAGCAAGUGUAGAAGCCAAGCCUGUUGUCUUCUGCAGUGUAAACAGGAUGUUUUUGACAGAUUUGGCUAUAAUGGCCAUCUCUAAAGGGCACAGUUGAAUGUUUUUGUAAAAAAAAAAAAAAAAAAAAAAAAAACUCAUUUUUCCCCAUUCCCAGAGUUAAAAUUCAGCAUAUAAAACUUUUGUUACUGUUUUGGGUUUGAGUAUUUUAUUUGAAGUAUCUGUAAGGUCUUCAGCUAGGAGUGGAGAUACAUUUUUAGUUAGUAAAAAGAAAAACAUUAAACUUCUCCAGUGUUGCCAAGUUUUGUCACAUUUCAUGUCUAUGCAUUAACUACACUUUGUAGUGUUACUACAGUAAGAAAUCUUAUUCCAUGGUUUCAUUUUUCCUUCUGUGAGUGUACGUCCAAGACCGAAUGCUGUAUAACAUAGAUGAGGCUAUUCUACACUCUGUGAACACUGAAUUAAUCCAUCUCUCAAGCUCACUCAGAAUACAGGGUACCUUUAACCCCUGCCACACACCACACCAUACCCCUUGGUUUCCUUCUCUGCAACAAGGACAAAGUAUCUAACACAGUAUAUAAAUAAAUAUACAGAAUGUUUUCAAGGACAUCAACAAUCAACAAAGAAACUCAGAAUGUUAUUAUCUCUGUUUCCAGAGCUUAUACACACUCUAUAGUAUGGUCUGUAGUUUUAUGGCCUAUGCCAAAGGUGUUCAUAUGGACAAAGGUGGUCCCCAUUUGUCAAUGAUAGUUUUUUUUUCUUGACCUUAAAUUUGACAAAGAGAGUGGUAGUAUCACAUCCUUUAGAUUCAAAAUAAUUGUCAACUGCAAGAAUUAUAAACAGGGAUAUUUUAAUAAAAAUUGAACAUCAGCCUUCCCUGAACUACCCACCACACCUUUCUACCCUCCACUGCAGGCUGCCAAAGAAGGAGGCUGUGAACAUCUAAGGGUAGUAAAGGAGGGACACCCCACACUCUGCAGCCGUGCUGUGCAUGUGUGUGGUCUGUCAGAUGAAAUCCUCAACCGUGAUGACAUACUCAUAAUACCUGAGUAGUCAGUCUCAUGCUGUAACCUACUAGCACCCCUCAAAAAGGAGCAAAAUGACAGAAACUGCCAGUGUUUGCCUCAUAGAAUUUAAAUAGUUCCUUUUUUCACAGGUGUGCACCUGAAUUUGUGUUUAGUGUGAAACUGCAUGCUAGGAAAAUGGUACUGCCCUUAUUAGAGGGUCUCGGCCAGAUUCAGUUGUUGACUCUUUAUUGUGACAAAUGCUUGUCUUUUUGAAGGUGGGGAAAAGUCAAGUCACAUACAGAGGCAAGAAGUGUUCUGUUUUAAACAAAAAAGAAAUAGUGUUCCCCUAAAACACUGCAUCCCUCAACCAAGUUUUCAAACUAUGAGUCAUUGCUUUGGAAAUGAAUUCCCAAUUAAAAUUGACAAAUUUCCAGUCAGUAUCAAUAAGUUGAGGUGGUUUUCUAAAUAGGAGAUUAUUCCUCGCUGCUUUUCUUUCACUUCUCCCUGGCUUCCUGGACCUCCUGGUGAAUCAAGUAUUCUCCUUGAGCCACUGAAAGUGUACCCCACUGAUAGAGAGGGGUCAGAAGGUGACUGGAGGCUAGACAUAGCAGUUUCACUGCAAGACUGACCUAUCCGAAGAGCUAUAUGGCGACAAAAAUGGCAGAUCCUAAAUGUGUUGGCCAGAAAUGAAAAAGGAGACAUUUUUUGCAAAAUAACCUUGAGAGCCUUUCAAGAAGUCACAUACCUUGUGAAGGUAGUUUGAUUCUUUUUUUUCACCAAGAGAUAAAUUUUUAGCAUGCUACUUCUUCCCAGAAAUUUCAAGUUAGAAUAAAUGUGUUCAAAACACCACCCCCAAAAUCCUUCUUAAUUUUGCCCAAGGACUCGAGCAUAGUACUUCUGAAUGUGCCUUUGUGAGUAUGGAGACCGAGUAUUGUAGGUGUAGACUGCCCAUGGCGGUGAAAACAGAAAGAUGGUUACCUUAGCCUUCGGCAGUCAGAGUUCCACUGAGUGCCCGGGGGGAGCUGUGGAAUUGUCAUUCACAUCCAUGUUGCUCAGUGAUGUUGUGUGGAAGAAGUCCUGGGACUUGGCUCUUGAGGUACAGGUUGCACAAGUGACAGAGGCCAGGGGUAGGCGGAGAAUGCGGGAUGGCUUCUGUAGCUGCAUUCCUUAGGCUCUGUACCUGUGCCUGUGUGGCUGUUCAGUCUUCUGUUUUUCUCUAAUCACUGGCAAUUGGAAUAUGAUGCUAUCUGUGACACAUUCAUGCUUGUAGAGCAGGCGUUUUCUGGCCUCAGCUUGGCUUCAGCCUUUCAGUAGACAGAAAGCCUAGCGAUUUCCCAGGUGGAAGUCACACCAUGUUGCUCUUCAGGUUAACAGGGUAUCAGGAAGGAGGUUUGGAAAGCAUUGAGAUUUUAAGUUAGGAAAAUCCAAAAUACAUGUUUUAUCUUUUCAGAACUAUUACAGUUAAACAUAGAAAUCUGCAGUGUCUCCUAAUUUGCUUUGGGAUUUAUUUCAAUGAUUCCACCUCUUCUCCCCACUCCCUGUGUCCUGAAAAACAGCAAGUGAACACUAGGGGCCAUCUCCACCAAUUCCUCAGAGCUCCCGGUUCCAUAGACUCCUCAGAACUCUCCCACAAGAAGCCCCUUCAGCCUUGUCAGGGUGACACAGGGAGGAGGGUGCUGCGCUUCCCGUGUUCUGCUCAUUCCCCUCUAAUGGCCUUGAAAUAUAUUAUUAUGCAAAUGUGAAUUUUGAUACUGAAUUUAAGAAGAGGGUGUUGGAUUUUUUUUUUUCUUUUUUCAAACAAAAAGGUCCAUAUGUGGUCAUCAUUGCUUCAUUUUUGUGAACUGUAACUAUGCAUUCUAUAUGGGGGGAGGGCAAAGGGGAAGGAAGUCGCUUUGCAUCCUUGUUCUCCAGUUUCUGUGUCCAUGGUAUCCGUGUGUCCAGGAGGGGAAGGGGAGUGAGAGAAGAUGCACUAAGGUCAUAGUGAGGUCAAAAGAGACCUCGGAGGCCUCUUGCCAUGGCCGGUGAGUCUGAUAGCCAGGCACAUUCCGGGGGGUCUGCGGCUCCUGUCUGCUGAUCAGGUACAGGGGUCUUGAUCUAGCCGUGCAGUGUUAAUCUGGGGCAACAGUGGGACCCCAAAGGCUUCAGUGUUCCCUGGACAAAAGUACUCAUUCUUUCCUGAUUUCAGAACCCUUUCAAGCUCAGGAAACCAUGCCUCAAUCAUGCUGACAGUAAUCUUUGUCAGAAACAACUCCUCCUCUCCUCUCUACCCCCCUUUUUAAAAUCAUUGUUGAGUUAAAAUGAGGAAAUUUUCCUACUCUAUGGAGAAGAGGGCUGUUGCCUGUUAUUGCUUGACAGGCAAAAAAACCCAUUCUGUCCCUCAGCCAAAUGUAAUCUUUCCGCUUCACCACACUGUACAUAGCUAGCGAGCAGUGAAGUUCUGAACAGAAGAGGCCUACAUUCUCUCUCUUCAUUCUGAUAAUUCCCUUGUUGUUCUUACCUGUGAUAUAUCAUAGCACUGCAUUGCUCUGGUCUAGGCUUUUUUUUUUUUUUUUGCAAUGCAAUAUGUAAGCAUAAGUGAAAGAUCGUGGCCCGUAUUCAGUGUUUUCCAUGCAGCAGUUUUUGUUGUUAUGUUCACAGUACUGUAAUGAAUAACCAGACUUGCUCACAGUCUUCUGUGCCUGUGCAGGACCGCAUGGGCACGAUCUUAUCAGGGUUCCAAUCUGUUAGAAUGCCUUUUAACAAAAAAGCGGAAAAAAAAAAAAAAAAACUCCUGACGUUUCAACUCACACAGAACUAUACCUCAAGGUACACUUUAUCUCCCUGCAGUGUAAAUCCUUAAUUCCUGUCUUCUUUCUGACAUUGGUGGGUUAUCCUUUAUAAGAUAUGAACAUGUAAAUAACACGAUAACUUUUAAGGCACUUUCUUUGCUGUGAAAGUAAUGCUAAAAUACUAUAUAUUCCAUGUUAAGCCAUCAGAAGUUUCAGAUCUGAAUUCUUUCAUGUUUAAGAGGAAAAGGCAGAGCAAGUCAGUGGGGUGGAUUUGCAUCUGAGCUAGGGCUGUUCUCUGGCCCCACACACACAGUGACAGCAGACCAGUGUCUAAGUUCUGACCUAACUAGGUGCCAUCUAAUCCAGCAUCCUGGUUCUGGGAUGGAGAAUGUCUUGAGUCUCUCUUCCAGAAGAUCAGUCCCCCACAGGGAUUCCAGGAGAUUUCCUAUGUGAGACCUUGAGCUCUUACCUGUCUUAGUAUACACACACACACACACACACACACACAUUCAUUGAUUAUCAUUCUGAAGUUCACCUUGGGAUUUAGUCCCUGGCAUUUCAAUGUACGCUGUAGAAUUCAUGGCCUUGUUAUAUUAUAAUGCUCUGGAAAUGUACUGAUGAUAUCUUGAAGAAAACUUGUCUAAGGAGACACGCAAACAACCAUGAAAGCUGUGUGUAUCCUCUAGAUUUUCUUCUCUCUCUGAGGCUUAAAGCUGACUUUAGUAGAGGGAAAUACAUUUAACACAUGCUGCUCAUAGGUCGCUGUCAGCUACUGCCUUUCCUACAUUUGAGCUCCCAUGAGGCAGGGUUGCAGCGGAUCAUCUUGAGUAGCUUCUUCACAAAGCCCCCUUUUGGUGUGACCUCACUGAUCUUGUAUAGUGACGACUUCCUCUGAGGGAAGAAACUUGAUUAUAAGUGCAUGCACAGUAUCUACCCACCUUCUGAUUCGGGCACUGUCGAGUUAGGAUUUUACUUCUGUUUUAUCUGUAGGCACUUAUCCUAUCAGUGUCCUUCCUCUGAUCCCCUGGGCUCUGCCUGCCCUCGUAUCCCUCUCUGAUGCUCCCAAAGGGCUCUGCUGAUCUCUGCACCUCUUUUCUGGGACGUGCCCCCCACUACCACCUUUUGCACACACAAGUGACCAAAGUGUUUGCGGUGGUCUCACAGAAGACAUCAAAAUGGUGCACACACCUCAAAUGUGCUCAGAGACACGUGCACAAGAUUCUGUACCCAUGGCCUUAAUCUCAGCACGAUUUAAGGUGCAGGAACAUUUUUAACAGGUUUAAAAUAAAAAAUAAAAAAAAAACUCUUCUGGGAGGGAAAAAGCAGAUACAACAGCUCAACUGUGCCCACCCCUCACUGUCCACUCUUGCUUAUACCUUCAUGUUGUGCGCCCACCCAUCCCAUCUGUGUUCUGCAUAACCAAAAACAGACUACAAAAGCAACCUGAGGAGAGGUUUCUGGACUAUUUUAUCUUUCUCCCUUUCGACGGGGAUAUAAAUGCUGCUUUGGGUUCCAUAAUCCUAGGGGGCUAUGUUUACAUAGUGAAAUACAUCCUACCAAAUCAGGAAACAGUGGAUAGCAGGGCUCACUUCAGUGAGCUGUUGGUCACGAAGGCUAGGGAGGACCUGGGGGCAUAGCUGAGGAGGAGGGGCAGAAACAUACUUCUUAAUUCCUUGUGACACAUGACCCCCAUUCUCCUCUCUUCCUCCCUUUGUGGCUUUCCUUGCCCCCGUUAAACAGAAGGUGCAGAAAAGGGCAUCAAAAGAAGGCUGGUUUUUUUUAAGAGGCAGCUUUCCAACUUUGCACACAAAGAGGUAACAGAAGGUACAGCAAAACUCCUCUCAUCUGAAACACUGUCAGCAGAAACAAAACCUGUCAAAAGGACUGAACAGCUGCACAUAUUGAUGCUCUCUGCAAGUUACCUAUAAGUGUUUUGUUUUUCUUAUACUUGAAAUAGCUUUUACAAUAUUAUUUUGGUGGCUUUCUUUUCUCUCUUCUAAUGGGCAAUAGAGAAAGUGAAUGAUGAGAUUUAAGGACACUUGAGGGGAGAAAAGAGAGGAUACAGCAUUGUCUUUUUUUUUUUUUUUUUAAACAUAGAGAUUUAAUCAAACUCCCAUAUGUUGAAAUUGCUCCUCAUAUUACUGGUUUUACAUGGACACAGAAACUAGGCACUUUAGAGGUGCACUUGCACGGCAGGCUGGGCCCCCCUUUUCUAUAUUUUAUUUUACUUUUUUAGUAUAGUGGUACUUAAAAUCACUGGUUCACUUAAAAAAAAACAAACAAUAAAAUGUUAAACUCUACUAAUGUACAAAUAAGCUGAAAAGUUGCAUUUUAUGUGUAUUUUUUGCCAUAGCAGGUACUGUAUUUCUCAUGCUGGAUUUCAAAAUAUAUAUAUAUAUAUAUCAAAAACAAACAAAAAAAACUGAAGGGUAGUGUUUUAUUGGAUUGUGACAGAUUGAGUAAUAAGGAAUUAAGUCGCCGUCAUUUCAUUAAAAUGGAGAGAUGAUGUCAUACAUAUAUAAGAGUUUCCUGAAGGGUUUUUUUGGGCUUUUAAAAAACAGCUUAUUUUUGUUUUGUUUAGUUUUUUAUUUUAUUUUAUUUUGAAAAAAUAUGAUUGUAUUAUGUGCAACUCAGUUGCUUACAUUAUAACUACAAAAUAUUUUUGGGUUUCUGGAAAAAAAAAAAGAAAACAGACUAAUAAAUGUGUUUGGCUGCUAAGCA
Messenger RNA from Cavia porcellus (domestic guinea pig), 20134 nucleotides. RefSeq names its product trinucleotide repeat containing adaptor 6B (gene Tnrc6b). Gene Ontology annotation, molecular function: nucleic acid binding. Gene Ontology annotation, cellular component: P-body; nucleoplasm. Gene Ontology annotation, biological process: positive regulation of nuclear-transcribed mRNA poly(A) tail shortening; miRNA-mediated post-transcriptional gene silencing. Lineage: Eukaryota; Metazoa; Chordata; Mammalia; Rodentia; Caviidae. The record is from RefSeq and is a predicted model, not a curated record. Bases 2664 to 8165 code for a protein of 1833 amino acids. The transcript has 23 exons.